This is a messenger RNA of Aspergillus bombycis, 1011 nucleotides long. RefSeq names its product ER lumen protein-retaining receptor. The record is from RefSeq and is a predicted model, not a curated record. Lineage: Eukaryota; Fungi; Ascomycota; Eurotiomycetes; Eurotiales; Aspergillaceae. Gene Ontology annotation, molecular function: ER lumen protein retrieval receptor activity. Gene Ontology annotation, biological process: endoplasmic reticulum to Golgi vesicle-mediated transport; protein retention in ER lumen. Gene Ontology annotation, cellular component: cis-Golgi network; membrane; endoplasmic reticulum. The transcript is spliced from 3 exons. Bases 1 to 1011 code for a protein of 336 amino acids.
AUGGACCCAAAGUGGAACGUUUUUCGCAUAUUGGGCGAUCUCGCCCAUAUCUCUUCAAAAUGCAUCUUGCUGUGGGCCAUCCAUCGCAACAAGAGCGCGGAAGGUGUUUCGCUUCUUACCCAGGUGCUAUAUCUGGUAGUCUUUCUCAGUCGUUAUCUCGAACUGUUCAUAGGGAGAGGAUGGGGGACCUUUUAUCUCGUGUUUUUCAAGCUCUUUUACAUCUUUUCUUCGGCAUAUAUCAUCUUUUUGAUGAUGAAGGUAUACCCCCGGACACGGGAAAGGGAGCGGGCAUGGAAGCUGGCCUUAGGCUCUGCUGCGGCGUCUUUAGUGUUAGCACCGAUCUUGAUGCUAAUAUUCAGGCAUCCUUUGCCCCAGAGAUGGUUCACGGAGAUUUGGUGGACAUUCUCGAUUGUUCUGGAGUCCGUUUGCGUGCUCCCCCAAUUACUGCUCCUACGCCAGACCACUGUCCCUACUGUCAUCGACUCCUAUUAUCUCCUCACAUUAGGCUCCUACCGGGCAUUCUACAUUCUGAACUGGCUGUAUCGGGGAUUUGCUUCACAUUACUGGGACCCCAUUUCAGAUAUUUUUGGCAUCGUCCAGACCGCGUUCUACAUUGACUUCGCUUGGGUCUACUAUACGCGACAGCGUGUAAAACUCCGCAACGGUGGCGUUGUAGACUCUGAGGAUUUCCGGAACAGCUGGCUGGUUAACAAAGUGUUCAGUUUCAGGCAGCGACGGAGUGUCGAUGAAGAGCAGCACCUCCACGAUGAAGGAGCAGAAGCUGGACAUGGGGCUGAGGGCGAACGACCGAGAAACAACCGCUGGGGCGCUCGAGGGAUAUCCAUCUCAGCAGAUGACACAUUGAACGAGAGUCCCCACGCCAAACCCAGCAGCGCAAGUGACGGCCGGCUGGAGGGAUUCCUGGAGGACGAAGAGGACGGUUGGGAAGAGCACGCGAACCAGCAAACACAGCACAAGCAUUCUCCUGAUGCGACAGACGAUCAGAAGUGA